Messenger RNA from Colletotrichum siamense, 927 nucleotides. Its product is annotated as Peptidase M20 domain-containing protein. The transcript is spliced from 3 exons. Bases 1 to 927 code for a protein of 308 amino acids. The record is from RefSeq and is a predicted model, not a curated record. Gene Ontology annotation, molecular function: hydrolase activity. NCBI's taxonomy places the organism in Eukaryota, Fungi, Ascomycota, Sordariomycetes, Glomerellales, Glomerellaceae.
AUGGCGUCCAACAUUAUGGACCAUCCGGCGGUGGACCUCUUGAAAUCACUGAUGUCAAUUGUCAGCACCAGCGAGCUUGAACACGGCAUCGGUGUGUUUCUGGAACAGCAUCUCCAAAGCUUGGGUUACACUGUUGAGCGCAUUCCAAUCGCGCCCGGAUCCAGUCGACACAAUGUAUACGCCUAUCUUGGCUCGGAGAGGACUACGCGGGUGCUUCUCACGGCUCACAUGGAUACCGUGCCGCCUCACAUUCCCCUCACAAUCGACGGCGACAUUAUCCGGGGGAGAGGCUCUUCUGAUGAUCUGGGCCCAUUGGCAGCUCAAAUCCUAGCAGCUGAGGAGCUGAGAAAAGAAGGAAAGGUUCGCGAGGAAGGUGACGUUGGGCUAUUAUUCGUGGUUGGCGAGGAAAAUGGAGGGCAUGGAAUGAUUGCGGCCAACGAUAUGGGAGUCACGUGGGAAUCAGGCAUCUUUGCCGAACCGACUGAAAGCAAGCUUGCGAAGGGACAUAAGGGUCAAGUUGCUUUUGAACUUAUAGCCAAUGGCGUCGCCUGCCAUUCAGGAUACCCGCACCUCGGUAAAAGUGCAACUUCUGCACUGCUUGCAGUUCUGAAUGAUCUCUCAGCUGCAAGCUGGCCUGAGUCCGAGCUUCUGGGCCCUUCUACCUUCAACAUCGGAACUCUUGAGGGAGGAGAGAAGCACAACAUCGUCGCUCCUUCUGCUAAAGCUCUUUGCGAAGUCCGCAUGGUCUGUGACUUGCCCGGAAUCAAGAUCAAGGUUGCGGACAUUGUCUCGCGCCACCCGGAUAUCGAGCUGAAGUGGGUGUUUGAAUACCCCGAAGCCUUGCUGGACUGGGAGAUAAACGGAUUUGAAGCGGCUCCGGUCGCUUUUGGUACGGAUGUCCCUCGUCUGCGGGCCGAGUUCUCAUAG